Molecule: messenger RNA, 1468 nt
Organism: Ruditapes philippinarum (Manila clam)
Lineage: Eukaryota; Metazoa; Mollusca; Bivalvia; Venerida; Veneridae
Product: serine--tRNA ligase, mitochondrial-like
Exons: 15
Coding region: 173-1453 (426 amino acids)
Biological process (GO): mitochondrial seryl-tRNA aminoacylation
Cellular component (GO): mitochondrion
Molecular function (GO): ATP binding; serine-tRNA ligase activity; tRNA binding
Source: RefSeq, a predicted model, not a curated record
UUUUUGCCAAGCAUGACAAAUAUACUUAAACUGGAGAUUGAUGAGGGUCCAGUCAAGUUGAUCCGUGUAUUGAAAUAAAGUGCCGUGAAAUACUACAAAAAAAAGAUGUCUGCGCCCAUGGUGUCGUGAUUUUGUUUAUAAACUUCAGAAGGCAAUACAAUAUUUGGACAGAAUGAGGGCUGUCAGAUCUGCAUGUUUUCUGCUAAGGAGGAACCACACAUUAUCAUGGUCAAGACUGAGGAGACAAAUACAAUGUUUACACACCAGUGUCUCCUGUAGCACUGAAUCUUCCACAAGCACUGAUGCUAAACAUGACAAAUAUAACCAGUGGAAUGUCCCUUUUCAGUUAAAAGAGCCAGAGUAUGAUUUUGACUACAUAUUGGACCCAGACAAUCUUGAUGCUAUCAGAGAUAACAUUGCACAAAGAAAAGGAGUGGGAAAUAUAGAUUUAGUGGUUGAUCUACACAGAAAGUUUGUCAAUGAAACAAAUCCAGGAGAGAAAGAGAAAGUAAGGCGAGAGUUUAUACAGGCUGUAGGAGAAAUACCAAACAUAAGUCACCCACAUUCUCCAGUCGGAGAAGAGGAUGCCGCUAAGCUUGUUGACCUGGUUGGAACUAAAAGAGAGGUGACAGCUGGUCAGCCACCAUUAAAAACAAUGUUAGAACUUGGGGAGCAGCUUGGCAUGUUAAGAACAAGCAAUGUUGCUAUGACAACAGGACAUACAACAUACUACUUCCUGGAUCAGUUUGCCAUGUUGGAGCAAGCUUUAAUAAGAUAUACAGUAGAUUAUUUACUACACAAGGGUUUCCAGCUGGUGUCUGUACCUGACUUGUUACGUCCUGAAAUUAUUGAAAGUUGUGGUUUUAAGACGACAGGUGAUGUGGCCCAGGUAUAUAGACUUGACCAAUCUAGACAUCCUGAUCUCUGUUUGAUAGGAACCUCUGAAAUGUCGUUAGCAGGAUAUUUCAUGGAUGAAGUCCAGAAAGCAAAUGAUUUACCUAUUAAGUUAGCUGCUGUAAGCAGGUGUUAUAGAGCUGAGACAUCUAGAGUAGAAGAGGAGUUAGGUCUGUAUAGAGUACAUCAGUUCACCAAGGUAGAAAUGUUUGGGGUGACAGGAAACAAAACAGGGGAAGAAGGCAAUGAAUUGCUCCAUGAACUUACAGAGAUUGAGAAAACUUUAUUUAGUCAACUAGAUUUACAUUUUAGAAUACUAGAUAUGCCCACGGCAGAGUUAGGGGCUCCUGCCCAUAGAAAGUUUGAUUUUGAGGCUUGGAUGCCAGCAAGGCAGUUUUGGGGAGAGAUAUCAAGUGCCUCUAACUGUACAGACUAUCAGAGUAGAAGAUUACAUAUAAAAUAUAGAACAGAUAAUGAUGAUGAUGAAAUCAGACAUUGUACAACAGUAAGUCCAUAUGUCUACAAUAUUUCUUCCAGAUUUCCCAAAUACUCACCUUAGUGCAGUAAUGGAUUA